GACUUAGGUUGCUGGAUUUUGACCAGUUUUCCAACAUGGGUUGUAAACCCUAAGACACACGAAAGAGACAACAAUGGCAUCAAACGAGAAUUUGUGACAGGUCACAUGUUCAUAUCGGAAUAUAAGAUGUGAAAAGUUUGGCAUAGAAAAGGGAAUGUUGCAAUCCAAGAAUGAGCACAAAUGUGACAAAAAUUGUCUCAGAAGAGUCUGAGAAGAAUGAUGCAGAGAAUUUCUCACACAGAAAGCAACAUUAACAGUAUUAUAUUGAACAAUGGGGUCCUUCCCACAUACUUCACAAAGGAACAAUUCAAAAUAGAAUUGUUUACAUGUAGAAAACGAAAAACAACUACGUUGGAAGGUUGCCUUGUCAUGUUGUGCUUGUCUUUGAUUUGUUGAAGAUAAAAGGAAAUGUUUGUGAGCAUCAGCAGUGAAAGUGAAACAAUCACAGCACAGAUUCACAAUAUAAAAACACCUCAUAAUGCUUCUAAUUCUGCAGUCUCUUCUGAUCCUUAAUUUUUUGUCAUUCAUUCACACAAAUAACACUGAAAGGGGUUUUACUUUUUCUUGACUUGGUUGGUGACAUAUUCCUUUGGAAAGAGCUUAAAUAGCAUACAAACACACCCUCUUCUCAACACCAAAGUCAUCAUCAUUUUCAUUGGAGCCAUAUCCUAAAAGGGAGGCAGAAGUUUUGGGAACAGAAACCUUAUUGGGAGGCACAUAACUUGAAAUUUGCAAACACUAUAUUUGAAAAAGUAGUGACAUCUUGAGAAGCCUCUCUCUAUAUAUAUUUGCAUUUGGCUUUUGGAGAAGUGAUCCAAAAGAACAUGGAGGAGAGGAAUGAGAUGGAAAAGAUUGAUGAUGUUAUGCCAGGAUUUCGUUUUCACCCCACUGAUGAAGAGCUUGUUGAUUUCUAUCUCAAGAGAAAAAUUCAGCAGAAGUCUCUCCCUAUUGAACUGAUUAAGCAAGUGGAUAUUUACAAACAUGAUCCAUGGGACCUUCCAAAGCUUGCAGGCACAGGGGAGAAAGAGUGGUACUUCUAUUGUCCAAGGGACAGAAAAUACAGGAAUAGUGCACGGCCAAAUAGGGUGACAAGAGCUGGGUUUUGGAAGGCCACUGGAACUGACAGACCUAUAUAUUCCUCUGAAGGAAAGUGCAUUGGUCUGAAGAAGUCUCUUGUGUUCUACCGAGGAAGAGCUGCCAAAGGAAUGAAAACUGAUUGGAUGAUGCAUGAGUUUAGGCUUCCUUGCAUCUCUGACUCUUCCCCUUCCAAAAAACUCUCAGACAAAACCCUCCCUCCAACUGAUUCAUGGGCAAUCUGUAGGAUAUUCAAGAAAACCAACUCCAUUUCCAUGGCACAGAAAGCUUUAUCACACCCUUGGAUCUCUCAGUUAUCUGGAAGCAUGGUAUCAGACAUGUUCACACAGGGUGCAGCAACAAACCAUCAUCUAGGAUCACCAGCCAUUCAAUUUUGUGAAGAUAAGCAAGAGUUAAACCAAGUCUCCAACAAUGAAAUCAACACCAACUUCACAGCUUCAGAUAUUCCCAGUUACAAACCCAUCGACAGCAUCACAGUUCCCAAGCCUUCACCACAAAUUCCUGUUUCAGAUGAUUUCAUAUUCUACACAGAACAUACCAAGUGCACACUUGAUGCCAGUUCCAUGCUUUCUCCCAACCCUGACUACAUAACAUUUGAAGAGCCAAACCAGCAACAGUAUAGUGGCUUCUCGACCAAUCUACCUCACUUCAUCCAACAACAAAACAUGAGCACAGAAACAGUAACAAAGGAACAACAAGAUUGGGAAACAAUUGGGAGAACCACUGGUUUUCCCUUUACUUUGCUUCCCCCAUAUGAUUCAUGGAAGUCUUCUUCUGUGGUUUGGGAGUCACCUUCUUGCCCCAGUGACAUCUCCACUACCUAUUCCACCAGUAAAUGCUACACUUGAUUCAUCAACCAAAUUGGGUGCAUUCAUGGUGUGUGUGAUCAGGUUUACCACUUCUACAAUUUUGGUAUAUUUACCACUAAAAUCAAUACCACUAGGUGCUGAUUUUACUUGUAAAUAUACAAGGGUUACCAUUGCUUCCUUGUUCGUAGUUAAAUGUACCUGAAGGUAACCUCCACCAAGAAACACAGAAAAGAGUCCAAAUUUUACAAGUCAUGCAUGUGCUGGGAAAAUAGAUCUUCCAUGUUAGUUUUUCAUAUGACAGGAUCAUGUGAAGGGAAAAAAAAUACACAAAAAUUCUAGUUCUUAUGUGUGUCUAUGUUUCUAAUUCAUGUGAUUCUCUCACAUUUGCUAAACUCUCUAGGAAUGAUUCAUUUUGGGUGCAGCAAUCACUUGUUUCAAGGAGGUUUGCUUAUAUGCUUAUAUAUUUCAUGUGCUUGGUAUUAUAUUUACCAAGAUGUACAUAUAGUUCCAUUUUCUGCAUAUAGCUUUAAUUUU
Molecule: messenger RNA, 2438 nt
Organism: Vigna unguiculata (cowpea)
Lineage: Eukaryota; Viridiplantae; Streptophyta; Magnoliopsida; Fabales; Fabaceae
Gene: NAC094
Product: NAC domain containing protein 94
Biological process (GO): regulation of DNA-templated transcription
Molecular function (GO): DNA binding
Source: RefSeq, a predicted model, not a curated record